Molecule: messenger RNA, 36753 nt
Organism: Porites lobata
Lineage: Eukaryota; Metazoa; Cnidaria; Anthozoa; Scleractinia; Poritidae
Source: the annotation of a GenBank genome assembly
GCAAAAACAAAAUGGUGGAUCUGCGGUCACGAGAAGUUUCCAAAUGUUGCACUUAUUAGAUCCUGGUUAAACUACACCGAUUGCACUUGCUACUCGUUUCAUUCACUCUUAGAGAAUAACAUGGCUCACGUUACAGUUGAUUGGAAUCCACUUGGUAAGGUAUUUUAUAGGUAAGUGGUUCUUUUCAGUUCAGACUGUCUCCAUGCAAGUUGUGGCUCGGCCCAUAAUUAUAUAGCCUGCGUAGCUGGCGGUAUUAGGGAGUUUAAGAUACGGAGACUACGGACUACGAACUACGGCUGGACGAGCGUUGUCGUUUGUUUGUAGCACUGGGUUGAGUCGUGCAAAUAUAGAACGUUAAGAUUCCACUACAGACGGCAGACUACGAGAGAAGAGGCGGAGAGGGAAACAACACUCAAAAAUUUUCUUGUUUUCACCACAGUUCACAAAAAUGCAAGUCAGUUUUGCAUGUGAUCUUAUCUUUACAACAAUGAACAAAUUCUUCCAUACUUGAAGGAAGCAAUUGCGUACAAGUCGAUUCGCGUACAAGUUGAUUCGCCUACAAGUUUACUCCUUGUUCCAUCACCGUAGCUCGGGUGAAAUUGGUAAACAAAGAUUUGGUUGCACAGGUUUUAUUUUUUUCGCCCAUGAAUACUUACGUAAAAUAUUAAAGAAAUAGACAGAAAUAGUAAUAGCUCAUUUAUUAGAUUUAGAAGAUGGACUUCUCCGACUACUGAUCUGAUGUAGUUUGAAGUACUGAAAUGCCCAGUUUCGAUUGUCUCGAAGAUGUUUACAUCAUUUUCAUUCAGCAAAUGCGAUACAAAAACUCGCAUAAACAAAGGUCACACAAGUAGAAAGACACACUAAUCAGUUCGAACAAACAUUGAAACUUUUCAAGUGUGAAGAGAAAGUAAAUUACCUGCAUGAUUUCUCUUCUCGUCGGCCGUCAAUCGGAAUUCUGCGUAUAAACAGCUAAGCUUCUUUAAUUAUGAGCUUAGCUAGAUAAAAAUGUAGUCACAACGGUGGAUUAAAAGCGUAAAUCUGAGCAGAAAUUAGACACAACUUACAUAUUUCGCUUCCCUCUCACUUAAAGCAGGCAAAUUGAACCUUUUUUACGAAAAGACGAGACUCUUGAAUUACCGAGACGGCAAAAUACGAGCAAAAUGUUCUCCGUAGUCCCGACUACGCGAAACAGCUCAACAACUCACCGUAGCCGCAGGACUACGCGGGAAAAAUGAACAGUCACGUGGUUUUGAUCAUGCGCAGUAGCAUGUUUAUCCGUAGCCGUAGUCCGUAGUCGGCGUAUCUUAAACUCCCUAUUGUGUGGGUACGAGAUUGAAGUUUUGGCGGCGAAGCUGUGUUCCAAAAAAGGGAGUAGGGACGAGGCGGUUGAAAUACCGCCUGCCAGAAAACCCCGGUAUUUUGAAUAGUCCGCACACCAGUGUGCGGAGAAACGGAUUGGUCGAGGGCCAUACAUAUGUCAAUCAUGUUAGAUGAUCCUUCGCAUGUAUUUUCCAAUUAAGGGAGCAGAUUGCAAACUGGAAAAGACGUAAGUGAUCGUGGUUUCUCCUUUAAAAAGAGCAUAAUUGAUGACCAAAUUGCCGAAAUGGCAUCUUUAAACUUCACAGCGCUGGAAUCGUCCUUAUUUAGCCGUAAGAAACAAAGGUCAAAGGAAAUUAAAACACUUUACAACUACAUCUGAGAUCAAAUCCUAUCAGGAACACCUACAGAAGAAUUAAAUAAACCAUAGGAAAUGGUUACUCAGUAUGCAUGUGACAAACAAGCUUCAUGACCUUUUAAUGUUAAGCCUAGUGUGGCAAAAAAAGAUUUACUCAGUCAAAGUUUAGAAUGAUACUUGUACUGUGUAGUGCUAGUAACCUUCGUGCGAGAGCCGAGAAAAUAAAAAAACUUCUUUUCAAGCAAACUCACAAGGUCACGUUUCACAUUAUCAUGAGCUUAGGAGUCGUGUUUAGCCUGUCAACACUUAUUUCUGAACUGUUUCGCGCAAAAAUAAUUGGAAGUUUCAAAUUGCAGGUUUUUCUUUGAUUGGCUGAUUCAGUUGGGAUCACCUAAGAUGACAAAAGUGGGCGGCAUUCAAAAAAUCAUGGUUCUCUGGCAGGCGGUAUUUCUCGUGGCUUUGCUGCUCGUGACGGCUCCACCGUCAAAUCUCACUCGACUAUGUUACAACGGCUCAGCCGCCAAAUCUCACCCGACUACUACACAAAUUAUACCACCAGCUACGCAGGCUAAUAAUUAUAAAAUGCUACCUAUUAUUGUUUUAUUAUUCAUUCAAAAUAUUUCCUCCAAGCUGAAGACAUCCUUACCUCUAUGUAAAAUUCCAGUAGUCAAACAUCUGCCUGUUUUUUGCCAGUUCCAGAUUAUGAGGGGAUAUAAUAUUCUUGCUGAUAUUCUUCAAAUGGUAGUUUUCAGUGUCUUUGUGUGUUAUUUCAAAGUUUUUGAGGGAGAAGUUCAGGAAAUUUUAUGAGGUUAAAUAUAGUUACUUAACUUAGCUAACGAUGAAAAGCUCCAGUAGCUGCUCAGUAGUUAGCUUGGUAUUACAGUACAGGCCACAGGCAUUGCAGCACUUACACGCGCGUAAAGUGCGUGCAAUAUGGCGGAUUUCCACCAAAAAUCCACGCAAAAAACUCGCGUGUAAAUUUAAACAUGAGCUUUUACAUGCAGGCUUUUUACACGCAAAUGUGAGUGUACUUUUACGGUGACUGAUUUUGCUUACAAAAAUACACGCAAGUUGUGUGUAUUUCUUUUACAACAGACAAUGUGGCUGAUGUAAAAUUAGAAACCGACAUUGUGGAAAAACAUCUUUUCGCGGUGAAAGAGAAAACAACUUGCUAUACACUUUUUCUUACUAUGAUCAUGCUACAAUCGCGAACAUCAUGUUUUGUAAUGAACGAUUUCCUUGGAUGUUGGCUGAAGCGCUAUUUUACGUGUAAACUUGGAUCAAUGUUACUUGCCACGACUGUUGUUUUGCAAUAAGUUCAAUGUUUUAGCUUGCGUAGCAGGCACCCGGACUUCAGUACACUGUUUUUUUUUUUCCUGUAUGCCUUUUUUCUAACAUUGAAUGAGCGUCGAGCUUCACAAUAAUGUCCUUACUUGUUGCUUAUUUAAAAAUUUCCAUGCGUUACUAAACUUGGAUACAAUUUCACUCCGAAUUUGCAUGUUAUUUGUGAUGCGCCGUCUAUUAAAAAUAGACAACAUUUUAAGUCAUUUGAUCCCAUGCAUUUUCUGGAAUUAGAAGCUUGUGUAAACGAUAAAAAUGCAGCAUGUUAUUUUGUUUGCCCUUGACAAGGGUUAAACACGCUUUGCUGAAAACAUAGACCUUAAAAGAAAACCUUUCCUCGGCAGGUAAAACUAAAACCUGGGAACUAAAAUUAGUUCUUGCAGUAACGCCAUUAAACAUAGACAGAUGACGUGACUGAGUGACGCCGGUGUUGCGAGCAAAAAGAAACUUUAAAAAUUCUUGCCAAAAUAACAAGCCUUUCUUAUUUCGGACCUACCUUGCAGCAAGGACAGAGGACAAAGGAAAUUGUUGCCCGAGAAAAUAACUCAAAGCAGCGAGCUAAAUAGACGUAGGAGAUGAAAUGCUGUAAACAAAAUAGAUGUAGAAGCGACCCUUCACCAAACAUAGUUGGUCCAUCAAAAUAGUCGCGAAUUGAUGACUGAAACUGAUUUUAGUUGAAACCUUUUUAUAAUCUCUGUGAAGUCUACAAAUGAACAUUCAAGCGAAGAACAUGUAAAUAUUUAAAAACAAUGCUCAUUCGGUCGAAAAACUUGGAUCACUUUUAGCCCAGAUAACAUUAAAUACUAACAUUUGAAUGUUUCUCAAAAGUUUUUGCACAAGUACAACUGCACUCACUCAGCGAGUGAUGUAAGAACUCAAGUAAACCGAAUACACGCAAAUUAUAACAACCUGCGUGUAAAGUUUUACACGUAAAUUUUCCUAAUUUGCAUGUAUUUUCUCGUGUAUUUUUGCGUGUAUUUUUUUACAUGAGUGUUUCAUGCGUGUUUUUCUCGUGGAAUUUGCAUGCAAUAUGGCGGAUUUCCACGCAUGAAACACGCGUGUAAUGCUGCAAUGCCUGUGGCCUGUACUGUAGCGUGGCGUUGACGUUUGUUAGGGUUUUAUUGGUGUGCUUUGGCGAGCUGGCAGUUAUCCUAUGCUCUUUUGUUUUUGCCGGGGUUCAUGUUACUGUACUAGGCCUGUUAUGGGAUAAUUUCCAGUGCCCCCCAGGUCAGUGGUUUUCCAUUGCAAUUUAUGCGUCUCUGUUUGCAAUGAUAUGCUCGUAGUUUUAAAGUGCGUAGUGUUCAGGUGUUUUGGUCAGUGUUACUCAGUUAGUGUUUUUUCCCCUCCCUCCUCCUCACCCCUUAUUAUUAUUGUUAGUAUUAUUGUGGUCCUUUUUUCUCCACUGAACUCUCAGUUCAGUGUGAUGGGUGCUUUGGCUGAGGCUUGGUGUUGCUGGCGGGGCUCGUGGCUGGGUUGCAGGUAGGGCAAGCUUUUGGGGUGUUCUUGCUACCUGGGUUAGGGGUUGGUGGCUCCAGCCCGUAGGUUCCUAGGCACCCAACCUCCAUGUGCGACUCAGGCAUUAAUCUACCCAUAACAUGUGAAAUCUUCUACCAUUUACUCUUGGUCUUCAGCACCAAAACAGCCAAACCAUCACUGAUCUGCUUCUUUGCUUGAUUUCUGUGCAUCCUUUUCCAGUUUGGAGGUGUGUCUGACAGAACGGUUAACACCUUGAACUCCAGCUCUGGAGGUCCAGGGUUCAAUCCUCGCGUUUCAAAUGGUUUCCUUAGACAAGGAACUUUACACCACUUUGUCUCUCUUCACCCAGGGGUAUAAAUGGAUACCCGCAAAAUACUGCUAGGGGGUGACCCUGCGAUGGACUAGCAUCCCAUCUUGGGAGGAAGGGGGAAUGGCAAGACUCCUAUAGUCAUGCUUCAUGCUAAGGAAGCUGGGAUAAGCUCCAGCCUUUUGGGGCCUUUGGCUUGCACACACCUUUAAUCUUUUUUUUUUUGACUUUUUCCAGUCUGAGACUUUACAAUUGACAUCAGCCUUUAAAUCAAGGCAAACUUCUUUCAAUUUUGGUAAAUAGCCAGCAGGCUCAGGAAAGAAAUACCGGGGCAGCCAUGGAAUUUAAGCCAAUCAGUCAGGGAUUGAGAAAUAUUUUAAAUGUACACACUGUAGCCAUAAUUGAAUUACAGCAAAAGUUUUCUUCGCAAAAUGUGUUUGUCUUGAACAGGAAAGAAGAGCUGUACAGUAUGGAGUGGCAAGAUGCUAUGGAUCUAUCCCGGUUUAUUGUGAGUGCAGCACCUUUUGGUGGUCCAAUAGGUAAGUACAUCAGACUUCUUCUAAGUGUUGUUUAACCAACAGGGUGGUCAGGUUUCAUUUCCCCGCAUUAUCUGAGGAUGAAUAGGACUCACCAGGGUAAACGUUUAAGAGCCAGAACCACAGAAAUGUUCUCAACAGAACUGUAAAUACCGGCAUUAAUUUGUAUCUUAUGUCUAUAUCAGCAAGAGUCCAUUAUACUGUACCAGAAUUUUGUUUCAGUCAACUGUCUGUACAUGUCAAGGGAUUUGGCUGAAAAAAGUUUAAAGGAAGAAAACAACUCUGAAGAACAUCCUGCUUCUUAUUAUUUAUAUUAGAACAGCUAAUGCAUAAAAAAUUUCAUUACUUUCAAACUGCAGUCCUGCUGUGUUGUAUGUAGAUGCUUAACUGUCAGCAAUAGUUAAAAAAAAUAAUUGAAGGGCUCCAUGCUAAAUUGUCUAAUGCCCUUGUGGUGUAUUUUUGGGAUGAUUGGGCUUUAAGUAGGUUUAAUCGCUAAUGCACACCAUUGCUAACUCAUGUACUCUUCUACAUACAUGGGGAGUCAUGUAGCAGCUGCUCAGAAGAGAAGUCACCAAUGGUGCCUAACCCUGACCCCAAGCAAUACUGAAACAAUUGAAAGAAUGGCGUCAUUGUUUUCUGCGACCAAUUAGGAGAGACCUUACGAGCAGCUCCUACACAACUGUACAUGGGGGUGAGGACGGUACACCUAAAUAUUUACAUGUCCUGCAGCCCCCCACAUUGAGAUUUCCUUUUUGAAGGAAUAGUUUGUAUUUGUUGUAUUUAAAAUUUUCAGCUCUGAUAAGAGAUGACAAGCAUUUUGCUCGAGUCCAAGGAUCAGCUAUUAAUAAACCCAUCAUUCACAUUUUUUCCUCUGCUGGAAAAGAACUUGCCACAGUUAAGGUAUGUGUCUUUUUUUAAGGUCUACUGCUGCUUGUUGUUUAACCUGGGAACACAGACAGAGAGGAGUGUCGAUCAGGCCAAGCAGGCUACUUGUUGUUUAAUAUUGACAAAUUUUGUGAAUAUUGUUCUUGGCUAGAAGACUAACUGUCAACUUUUUUUGUUAUUGCUUUGGAAAAGGGCAGGAACUUGUAUUAUCAUAAUUAUGGUUGGUUCUGUGAGCAGGAAAGAUGAAGUAAUAUUCUGACUGGUUACUAAAGCAGGCAGAAUGGAUCUAUCUUAGUCCAUCACUAGUCUGCUUCACAGCCGUUUUUGGUGUUGUCACACAACGUUCCUACCCACCUCCCUUGUGGGGAGGAGCGUUGCGUGACAACGUUAAAAGCAGCAGUGAAGAAGACUAGUCCAUCAUUGCAUGGGAACAAGAACAAAAGCAAAAAUGUUCUGCUUCUGUAGGCUAUUGAUCAAGUGUUCUUUUUUAUUCUUAGUGGGAUGGAGGCCCUAUAGUUCAGAUGGGAUGGUCUGUCACAGAGGACCUACUUUGCGUAGCUGAUGAUGGUACGGUGAUGGUGUAUGACAUUCAUGGCGCAAUCAAGAAAACCUUGUCAAUGGGACAGGUAAGUGUUAAAUCAUUUUGUGUCAUGAAAAGGCUGAAAAAGAAGACAUGAUGCAUGUAUGUUUGUAAAGCACCACAGCUUGACAACUUCUAGUCAACUUGAAGCUCAUCUUAGCCCAUUGAUGCCAUAUCUUAUGUCAGUAAAUUCUUUAACCACCCCAAGUAAAUAAAUUUUCUGACAAACUAAAUAAUCAUUAAUUUUUCCCUAACUAUGAGCAAAAUGAAUGUAAUUUAUAAUAUAUUAUCAUCAAAAACAUAAGUCAUAGACUGUUUGCUACUUUAUUAAAAGGGUUGUACAAAAAUAGAGUAUACCCAUACAUAUACUUUUUGUAGCAAAGGCAUAGCCAUUGAAUAAUAUUACCCAUAUGUCGUGUAUGUUUCAGGUCAAAAUUUCAAUUCAGGUUAAAAGCUUUUAGCCUUGGUUGAUUCUCUAUCUCCUUUGUCCCCUAGUCCUAAUUUAUUCGUGAAUUAACUCUAUGAGACAAAGGAAAUCAAGAAUCAACCUGGAUAUGAUUUUAACCCAUAACAGACAUUGUAUUUAUGUCGUUUUUGCAUGUGGCCUUAUCAAAUACACAGCAACUUCAUAGAUCUGGUGCUUUUAAGUUGGGUGCAGGAAACGAAACUCGUAAUUUUUAUCUGUAUUAUUUUGUAGGAUGCCAAGGAAUCCAAAGUUAUUGACUGCAAAACCUAUAAUUUUGCUGGAAGGACUGGCAUAGCUAUCCUGACUAGUAAUUACCACUUUUUUGUUGCAAACAACGUGGAAGAGGUCAGGAGUCGACGGUAUUAUGACCCACCCGGUAAAAAAAAUAAUCAUAAAGUUCAGUGUUUCAGAGAGAUUAAUAAUGUUUUAUUUUGAAGUUACAUGUUCAUCUCACGUGCUUUUGUGAUCCAUAGAACUCAAUAUCUGCUUGUGCCUCACUUUCCUUUUGUGAUAACUUUGAAUUUGAUGAGAGUUAAAGUGUUGUUCAACAGGCAAUAAAGAAAUCUUGUCACGCAUUAUUCCUUGUAGCAUUUGACUGACUUCAAGUGGGCUUGAAUUCUAACUUUUUUUUAAAUAUUUACAAUGAUCGGCGUGAAUAUUUUUCAGGCUUUCUUCUCCCAACUUAAAUAUUUACAAUGAUCUGUCUUAGUUAAAUGUGUAUUUUUAGCCACAUUUUUCACAAAAGGAAAAAAUAACCGGCCGGUGUGCUCUCGAUCCCAAAUCGUUAAAAUUCUGUCACCUAACUACCUGAGGGCUGUCCCUAUCUGAAAAAACUAGAAAUUCAAAUCGUUUGCAGAUGUUUUAGAAAACCGGCAGCCAUUUUCUGCUUAGCAUUAAAAGACCCCGUUCCUAAGUGUUGAUCCGGCCGGUGUGUUGAACCAGCGACCUCUCGCUCAGCAGACCGGCGCUUAUCCAAAUUUUAAUAACCGUACGGCAAAAAAUGACCAGUUAUGAAUCUUAAGAAACAUAGGGCCAGUUAUUUAAACGUAGUUUAGCCAGUGUUUAACAAAACUGCGUUCUGAGCCAUUUUCAAUUUGCCUAACGGUUUUAUCUAAACUCCGUUUAUUGUGAAGUGUUUUAUGAAAGCAUUUAGAGUAGAUUAGAAAAGCAUUUAACGCACUAAGGAAGAGAUCUGGAGGUCCAAAGAUUCGUUAAACCCCGGCUUAAAUUAAACUUCGUUUAAAUAACCCACCCAUAAUUUUUUUAACCAGGUUUGGAUGCUCCACCCAGCAGCUGGGUCAUUAUGCCGCAUGACAGAGGUUCAUCGUUGCUAGUGGCAAUUGAUAAUCUGUUAUACCUUACAGAAAAGGGACAGUGUAAUAGACUGGUGAGCUGUAGUAUACAGUAGAACUGCUAUCGUGAUACAUCCUUUUAUAAUCUAGGCCUUUCAAGAUAUCUCCAAGCUCGAGACAUGCUUUUUUGUAAAGUUCCCAUCUUUUUACAACAUCUGCCUUUUCGUCGGCAGUUUCAGGAUUUGAAGAAACGUGUAUCUAGCAGAUAUUCGCACACUGAUUGCAACUCAGCAACGGUGGCGAAAACGUCUCUUAAAAAGAGAAUUCGCGUUGUUUGAAACUUCAUGGCGAUGAAUCCAACUCGCAUAAUUUGUCAAAUGCAGGCGAGUCCUGGACUUGUCUAGAAGUUGAAUUCUUAGGUCCUGGUAAGGUAACAUGCGGUGGGUCACCCCGCCUAUCACGUAAACGUGUUCAAAUUAAAGUGAGAGAUUAUAAUUAUGGACAGAAGGGUUACCCCCACCUAAGCGAAAAAGAGAAAAAUUGAUUAUCGUGUUCACUUUUUCGAUAAAACGUGGAAUUAGGAAAUUUCCCGUCUUGAGAAAAUUUGCCAGAAGCGUGAUGCACGUGCAGAGUUAUUGUUUAAAGAAUUUUCGACCGGCUAAAAAAAUUUGACCGGACACAUCGUUCACCCGCGACCGUUCAAUAUUUUGUGCUGUUCACACGGAACUUUGAACGGCUAUGCGUCUGAAUUUUCGUACGGUUAAGGUGAUGUUAUAGGAGACGAUGCGUCGCAACACAGCGUUGCAAUGUUGAAACAACGUUGCAACCAUUCGAAACAAUAUCGCAACAAUGUUGCAACGCCGUGUUGCGGCUUGCGAAAAAUCGUGGUCGCGAAUUCGAGUGAACGUUCGAAUUUUCAGCCGGUCGAAAAUUCGUCCUGUUGACUUUUUGACUUUCUCUUUGCUGUCGCUGUCUCGACAUCGUAAAUUUCCUCUUGAGUGCCAAGUGUACGACAGGUUGCCACUUUUUACCAAUCCUGAAUCAGCCACAUGGCCUGGCAAAGCAGUGGGUGCAGGGAGAAGGAAGGAACAGAGGGGAAAAAAUAGAGAAGUGUGUUGAGAUGUCGCAUUGAGAAUAUUGUACAUCUCCGGCUUUAUCAGUGUCACAACUUUAAAUAUGAAAUAGGGAAGUCUCGAUCGUUUAUAAUGUUGACAAAUUUUUCCCUGAACUCACACAAGUGAGUAUGCUCGCCGGCUACUGUUGUUGUUGAAUAGUUUUGAUAUUAUUCAAUUUUCAGACUGUUUCAUUCAGCGCUGGGGCCCCAGUCACUUCCAUCAUAGAAAUGGCCAUAUCUUACAAUUACGAAUACCUAGCAAUGUUUACAGACACUGGUUUGUUAUGGAUAGGAUCAGCAGAUUUACAGGUGGGUAUAACACUGUCACAUUUGUUCAGCCCGCAAUUUCAGCUAUCAGAGGACGAGUUCCAGUAGCUAGCGCCGAGUUGACUGGGAUUCUUAGAAAAUGAGAAUGAGUGGCGGUCUAAUUCAACUGGCAGCACUAGCUUUGAUUCUAUACCCAGGUUUGAAGAAGGCGUGUAAAAAGGCUUUUGUUUAUACUACUCGGAUUUGAGGUAUCUUUUCUUGUAACAAAUGAAUACAGUAAAAACCCGCAAGUAAGAACCUGAAAAUUAACAACCUGUUAGCCUGAAAUUUGCCAUUUAUACCCCCUAUAAACAAGAACCUGUUUAGCCUAGAAAAUGAAAACAGGUUCUUAUUCUUGAAAGUCAUAUUAGUGAAAUGCAGCUGCAAAGCUGUGUAAGAAUCCUGUUUGGAGAAUUAGGAGCUUGGCAUUGCUGUGCAAAUAAAAGAGCUAAUUUAUUGAUUUAAUAAAAAAAUAAAGUGCAAGAGGUUAAUAUUGUUGUAUCACAUUUUGAAGUUGAAAAAUACGCAGAUGACCAUCCUGUUUUGUAGCUUUUUUUUUUUUUUUUUUUACAGAAAUAAGAACCUAUUUAAGAACCUAAAUAGCCUAAAAUUGUGUUAACUACUAUUUAAAUAAGAACCUGUUUAGGCUAACUCCAGAAAAUGUAGGUUCUUACAUGCGGGUUUUUACUGUACCCGUAAAAUUAAAAUCUUUGUAUCCGCCUUAGUUCUCCAUGGUGGGAUUAUCAUCAUUAAUUUAGUUUAGCCACUUCUUCCUCGGAAACCUUGCAAAAACAGUUUCAUGUGAUCGCAAAGUUGAUAUUUAUUGUGUUCAUUUAACUUGUUGACAUCUCCGCAAAGCGAGGAAGCUUAGCAACCCGGGCCGCUAGGCCAGGCUCUGAAAAGCUCAACUUAAGUACGCCUGUAUUUCGCAGUUCUUUGAAUUUUGCAGUUAUUGUUGUAUUUCUGUCUUCUUUAGAAAGUCUACUGUGAGUUCAACACUUCUUGUCCAUCAAGACCCAAGCAACUAACCUGGUAAGGAGGGAGCAGUUGUUGUUUCUAGAAUGAAGCCUGUCAUCUUUUAUGACGAAUUCUCGCCCAGUUGGCCAGGAUAUUCUUUUGAAUUGAAACUAAGAGCCAUCGGUGUUUUUCUUUCUUCCGCUACUCAUCAAGCGAUGUGUCGCUGCAACGUGCUGCAGCAACUAAUCUCCUGACCUGUACACAGGGAGUAAUCUGUCGCCGACAUGUGUUGGUGCAACUUGUCUCCUUGUGUGUUCCGAUCUUUACUUACCUCAACUUACCUUACAGGUGUGCAAUGGGCGCUGUCAUAUGUUACUGGGACGAUUAUUUGGAUGUUGUUGGACCGACAAUGGACACUAUUAGAUAUCCUUUUCGGAUUAACAAGAUCAUUCUUUAUAUGCAACUAGCUUUCCAACUAUUUGCGGGGCAAGCUAUCUAACUGCUAGAGCAUGCUAGAAUUAAAAAUUGUUGUUGUUGUUGUAAAUGUUGCCUUGGCCAAGUUGGUCAAAGUGCUGUACGUUAAUCAUGUUACUGAAAACACCCUUGAUUUGAACUGACAAUUGUUACUAGUGUAGUUUAAUUUUUUCUGUUUCUGCCGUGGAAUUUGGUAAUUUGUAAAAUAUGAGUAGUUUUUUUUUUUCAUUGGGCACGCUGUUGCCAUUUAUUUAACAAUUAUUCCACGAGUGUGCGUUGGAUAUGAGAUUGUAGAUAGCCAACGAGCGCCGAGUUGGCUAAUCAUCUCAUACUGAUCCAACCGAUUUUCAGCUUCUUUUUAAUUUUGAACAAUUAAUUUUUGUCUAUUGCUAAUAUACUCUGAUGGUUAAGCAAAUCAGAUCUGUAGAAUUGCAUUAUUUAAUGAUUCAGGUUUUGAUAAAUAUUGAUAUGCAACGGAUAGCACACUUCUUCUUAACAUAUUUUACAUAUCAGAUGGACAGUGCUGUUCAUUUAGUUCAAGAGUUAGAUGGCGUAAGAAUCAUUGGCAAUGAGACUCAUGAACUGCUUCAGCGAGUUCCAGGUUGGUAAAUAUGAUUACGUUGAUUCCGGGAGGAUUCUCCUUCCGGCGAAACCUCCCUAGCAACGAGGAGCAAGGUGAAACGGCUGUAUUCGCAGACUACAAGUGAAAGGUUUCAAAAUGCUCGCAGAUAUUUUCUCUUGUUCUCUAUUCAUAAAGCUAUCGAAAUACAGUAGCCAAAAAUAACAAUCCCUGUUGGUGGCCGGGAUGUCCUUAAGGUUUAUUUCUUCUCCACAGACAUUUGAUGCUUUUCCAAAUUACCUUCUUUUAAAACGUGUCGUUACCUGUAGGUGCUUAAAGCGAAAUAAACUCCCGAGACUGUUGACUUAAACCUUUAGCUCAGUGUGGUCUUGCUGUGGCUCAUGUAUGAUUUUUCAACUUACUUCCCGGAACCAGAUGGGACUGACUCUACAUUCAGUAUUCCCCCCUUCAAAGAGGAUAGGUACCCUGUUGUCACGAACAAGCAAAAAGUCCUAAACUUUAUUCCAGUCGACUUGUUCAAUCGGUUUGCGGUCAAGUCGCCCGAAAUCAGAGUCAUGUCGCUCGAAAUAAACAGCGAUAUUUGCGUCUUUCUUGAACUUGACAUUUGCAUAGGUUACCGGACACUGCUGAGUCAACAUUUUUCGACUAAAUUCCUUGCGAUAUACUUCAGAUGUUACUUCUGUUCAAGUUUAUACACUCGAUAAAAUUUUAGGCGACAUGACUUAGGAUUUCGGGCGACAUUACUCUGGUUUCAUGCGAUAUGACUUCGGGCGAGAUGACUUUCUAGCGACUUGACCGGUUACCGUUCAACCAGAACCAAGAGCGCUUGCUGUGCGUGAUCGGUAGUGAAAUGAACUACCCGCCAAGUUUAAAAUUACAUGACGCCACUCUAGCCGACCAAUAAGGUGGCGUCCUUAAAAUAACCACGCAGUAUGACACAGACCCAAGAAUAGACUGAAACUAAUUUUCAUGGAAAUAGGGUCAUGUAUGGGGGAUUCGUUUUCUUAGAUCAUCCUCUCUUGCCAGAACCACCUCUUAUCACGAACGUGAGUAAUUAUGUCCGAUACUAGAGCAACUAUUUCUAUUCAUCUUUCAGCUGCUGUGGAACAAGUGUUUAAAAUCGGUUCAAUGGAACCAGGUGCGAUGCUGUUUGAUGCAUCAAAGGAAUUUGAGGUAAGCAAUGCUUCACUCUCUCUGGCAAAAGGUUGUCGGGUAAAAGGCUCAGCCGCCUAUCCAAGCCAGUGGCGGAUCUAGGGGAGGGGCCAAGGGGGCUCGCCCCGACCCCCUUUAUUGUUAGACCGCCACUGCGAGCCACCCUGGGCGAGCCUGUUGUUGGGUGACCUGUUUUCCUUGGUAAGGUCACCAUCCUAGCUGAAGGAACUUUUCUCCAUAUAAUAAAAUAGAAUCAACUUUAUUUAUAUAGCGCUAUUUCACUCCAAAAGCUCAAUAGCGCUUUACAGAAUACAUAAGAAAGAACAAUCAUGAAUGAAGAAAAACAUAGCAUGAUAAUAAAAAGAAUACCUGACGAACAACAUUAAAGUUUCAACUCAAAGGUCCUAAACUACACUAAAAACUAAAUCCCCCAAAAUUAAGCUGUCGCUCUGAUUCUUUCGUGUAUAUUCCUGUAAACAGAAAAAAAGCGCCCGAGCAGAGGAGUACAUUCGGAUGAUCAAAGAACGUCUUCCUGAGGCUGUCCAGCAAUGUAUCCACGCCGCUGCCGGGGAACAUGAGCCUGCAAUACAAAGAGGACUUCUGAGGGUGAGUGUAGUUUCUGAAGUAGUCAUGGUAACCACAUGAUCCCUAUGUUCAGUUCCUACGUCUUGAUUUUCACAGCAACCCGCCCCCAGGAGGUGGGGGGGUUGUUGACAAGUUUAAGGUUUCUUACACGGUGAUUGGUGCUCUGUAAACUGCCAGAUAAAUUUAGCAUUGUUUGAAAAAAUACAUUAUCUGUCUUCCGUUUCAAAAUCACCACCUCCUACUGAAAACGUUUUAGUCAAUCUGCUGAAGUUCCUUCAAAUUCGCUUGGGCAUAAAUCGUUGAACGUGAUGCCGUGAAAAGAAAAUCUGUACUCAGUAUAUCUGGGUAAUUUGAAUUGAAAGCGAAAGAGCGCAAAUAGUUCGUCCAUUAUGUUUCUAUUUGAGGAGUGUAGUAAGAGACAUAAAGGACUUCAUUAAUGCUUUCGACGAACGCGUCAUUCAGUGAUUUUUCAGUUAUACAGGAUGAAUUGAAAGUAUAGCAAAUCUCAGCGAGCGGUCAACAUUCGCCGAUAACACUGCUCUGUUACCAUCUACCAAGCGAAGUUUGCAACGUCGCUUGGUCAGAGAUUUUAGGCGGGAAAUAGUUCUCGUGUAACAUGUCAUGUGUCCUCGUAGUAACCAACAAGAGCGCUCCGGCGGUCGAUGUCGGGGAAAAUUCCGCCUAUAGUAUAACCGUUAUUUUAACUGAUCUCCACUGUAAUCUUUUCUUCUCUUUGCUAGGCUGCUUCCUUUGGUAAGAGUUUUCUAACUGAUAUGCCGCCACACGCGUUUGUUUCGAUGUGCCGGAAUCUUAGAGUGUUAAACGCCGUGCGGGACUACAUGGUUGGAAUUCCACUUACAUAUGGACAGUAUCCUUUAUCUUAAUUCAAGAGUGAACCAAAUUUUCAGUUGUUGCAAAAGCGUCGUCUCGCAGGUUACAUUUGCCCAAUUGCAGCGUGUGUUGCAGCAAGUCUACGCUAUGCUAGCCUCCGUAGCAAGACGAAAAUUUUUUUUUAUUGUUCAGGUUAAUUUGCAAUUGCUUAAAUUGCAAUUUCCGCUGCGACGAUCAUAUCUUCAUUUAAACUUGCAUUUCCGCAGUUCACAUCAUCUCCAACUUUUACGACGAACUUGCGCGGAAACCUUUUCUACGGAGGCUAACACUAUGCCAGAUAGCUCUUGCGUCGGCACGGAAACCAUACUGGAGAGUGUUUCUGCCACACAAGAGAAUGGUGAUUUUGGUGCGAUUUAUGUAACGGAGCAAAGCUGUGGGGUUUAAAUUACAUUUUUUAGAGGGAACGAACAAGAUAUGUCCCUUUUCUCUUUUUUAAAACGGAUAUGUUAAAAGUACGUUAACACAGUUUUCAAUUUUGUGGCUCUUAUCAAGUUCUUAAAGUGGGCUCCAUUUUGCUUUUUUGUUCUCUGAGAGUACCCUUUGAUAUUUUUCAAAAAUUGUCCACUUUUGAUGCCUUGACGAUCGUCUUAGACUGGAAAAACUAUCAAUGAAAACCCUUAUCGAUAGGUGAGUUUUGUUUUUGUCACGCUGUUUGUUGUCUUUUUAAAAAAGGUAAAACGUGCAAUGCUUAUGCAUUUUUUGAGGGGGAGGGGGGCGGUAAACAAGGUGUAUUGCUACGUAGCUGGAAUGUUUUCAUAACAGUGCGCGCUGUCAUUGGUUUCUUCGAGGUCACAUGACAUCUAACAAUGAAACUGUUUCGCGCCAAAAUCUGUGAGCGGCAACAUUGCAAAAUCUAUGACGUCAUAGGGAACAGUGCAUUGUUACCCACGAAUGUUGACCGACGACUACCGUUACAGCGAGGUUUUAUGAAUUUCCAGCUAUAUAGCCUCGGGCAACAUUGAGAUUCUCGGAAAACAAAUUUAACUGUUUCCCUCGAGACCAGUCAUUAAGUUUAUUGUAAUGUGAAACGUUCAAUAAGUUCCGAGUUUCAGGUGAGAAUCAAACUUACGACCUUCCGAGUUCGAGAUCAGACGUUCUACCCACUGAGCUGAUGAGGGCUCUAUAGUGUGCAGGGUCGACAUUUUUAUUGAUUAUACACUAGACCUGCUAUAGUACAUAGUACGAAAUAGUACUUUUAAGAAAAAAUAACAAAAUGAAUAUGAUGUAUGUCCGAUAAUCUUUCUCUUUUGCUCGACUAAAAUGGUGACGUGGUUGGACAUAAAUCCUUUUUUAAACUAUCAAAAUUAUUUGCAUUCCUACUGAAUAUAAAACAAGCUGAAGGAAAGCUGUUGUUUUUUUACUUGCCUACUUUCCGUGUCGAAACCAUGUUUACUAAAUUGAUUUCCCGCCGUCAGAUCUGGAGCGGGAAUUCUUUGCCUUAAGUUUAUUUUAUUACCGUUUAUUUUCUGCUCCUGUAGGCUUGUUUUGAGGCGUCACUACUGUCUGGCCAUAAGAAUCUGUGAUUACCUGAAGAUUCCUAAGGGGGAGGGUGCCAGUCGCAUCCUUGGACACUGGGCUUGUUAUAAAGUGAGUAUGAUCAGCGGAUACCUGUUUUCUAUUACCUAUACACUCUAAAUCCAAAAGAUCUGUUUUGGCCCCCAAAAUGGGGCCGUUUCGGUGAGUAAAAUACAGUACUAUUUUUGGGGCUAAAGUAGGCCAUUUAGAAUGGAGGCGUUUUGGCCCCAAUGAACGGGGUAGAAAUAGCCCUCUGUUAAGUGGCCACAACGAAGAGGCAAAAGGGCUGUUUUGGAAAAAUAGGGAGUAGUUUUGGUUUCUAAUAGGGUUGAAGUGGUUCAUUUUAAGAGUCAAUUCAGCCCUUACAGGGCCGUUUCAUACCUUCAGUUAAGAUGAAAAAUUGGCCCAUAUUUCGUAGCCAAUUUGGCCCAAUGGGGAGUUAAAACAAAUGUACUUUCUAUGACUAAAUCGGUACCAUUAUGUCUGAAAUGGAAUUUCUUACCAGAGCCGUUUUGGCCCUUAAUUAUUUAUAACAGCCCAUCCACAGGGAUUAUAAUGGUUUUUGGUAUUCUAUAAAAUGGCCCCAUUUUUGGGCCAUUUAGAAUCAAUACAAGGGGGCAUCAACGGUCACAAUGGGUGGCUGAUUUAGCCCAUUGCAUGUAGUUAUCAGAAUCAGUGCACUUUUAAGUGCCAAAUCAAGGCCUUACUAUAGCCCAAAGGAAAACAAACUUUAGUUCUCCUUCAGGUGCAAGUGAGUUUAAAACUGCUCUUUGAGCCUACAAUUAACAGUUAUUUACCCUAAAAGUGUUCUAAUUUUGUGGUAGAUCUAAUCUCAUUACCUUGCCCUCUCAUUUACAAUACACAAGAGGCAUGCUCAGUGCAAUGUAAAAAUAUUUUAUUAUUAUUAUUUUUUAGCAAACUUAACCAAAAUUUGGAAUGUACAUCUCUAAGAUAACUUUAUUAAAUACUGCUGGGAGCCCCAAUACCAAAUUUCAUAAAAAUAAUGUCAGAAAAGUGACUCAGUAGAACCCUGCUAAAUUAAAACUCUCAAGGUUGCCAAGAAGUUCAUUAGGCUCAAAAUAGAGGGGUUGGUGCUGAAUUUUAAGCACUACAUACGGCUGUAAUGAUUACAGUAGAAGUGAGUAUAACUUCUUAGGAGCCUUUGAGCAUUUUAAAGGCAUUUUGCUUCAGAAGUUUUAACCCCCAAAUCGUAAAAGUAUGAAAAAGAAGGCAAAAAUUUGUUCUGUUAAGUUAGUAGAGCUUUUCUCUAUACAUUUCACUAUUACAAAUUGAAAAUGCCAUUGAAGAGUGUGUUGGCACUCGACAAGGUCUGAAUGACCUUUAUAUACCAUUACCAUGUUAACUAUAUAAAAUGAUGACAGCAACGAAAAUAAUACUCUCUACAAUACUCUGGUGCAGAAUGGUGCAUAACACUAUUCCGUCACACACAAUGUACACUUUGUUGAAAUCAAAGGCCUCUUCAAUUGCAACAGUUUGCGGUUAUAUGAAAGUUGCUAUUUCUGCAUCAACUGAAGCAUUUCUCUGUCAAAAAAGCAAGAAAGAACAACAUCAACAAGCUGUACACUUACUAACAUACAGUUUCCCAAAUUAAACUACAUGUGGCAAUGAUAAACAUGAUAAUUUACAUUGACAAAAAGGGAAAAAUACUGUUCUUGAUAGCUGUAGUUAAGUAGUGUAAUACAAUGAAUGGUUAUCAUCUAUCAAGAACCAGAAAUGCAAAUUUUACAUAACUCUGCUAAUCAUAGGAAGUAACAUGGCCACCUAAAAUAAAGUUGCAAUAAUGUACAUGUAAGCUUUAAGCAGUUUAAGCUAUGAAUUUACCCAGUAGUCAAUAACAUUACAGAUGAAAGUCUUUUAAUACAUGCAAGUCUGACUCAGUAGCAAUAAUAAUAAUACAGUGAGACCUCUAGUAAGCGGACACCUUCGGGAACUUCCCAAGUGUCUGCUUAAUAGAGUUUGUAAAAAUUGCACAAUGUUUGUUAACGAUCAACAUUUAACGGUUACUCUGUACUGUGAUAAAGUUGCAUAAGUGCUACUACGAUCAAAUUUGGGAAUUUGUUUUUGAUUACAUAUUUCGAAAAUGUAUGUAAAAGUGACUUACCGUGCCAAGUUUGGAGUCCAAACAUGAUCUGGAAGUGUGUUUAUUUGCACGGCAAUUUUCGUAAAUGUCUUGCCGCCAUUACUCGAUUCAAAAAGUGACCGGGAGUAUUAUUUGAAGGAGUUGGGGCGAGAUGUGACGUAGAAACAUCAACGCGACAAAACAACGCAAACAAACGUGGCUAAUUUCGCAUGCAGGACGAGAUAUUUUUGGAAGCCUUUGGAGGUUCUUUCUUCGCUUUUUUGACUCAAAGCGAAAGUAUGCCUGGUAGAUGUUGUGUUGUUCAGGACUGUGGAAACGUAAAGAACGAUGAAUUGGGGAUUUCUAUUCAUAAUUCUCCUGAUUCGGACAGCGUAAGAUUAAAGUGGAAAAGAUUCGUGUCCAUUCAUCGGAAGAAUUUCAACCCAGUGGGAAAAUUUGCUGUGUGAUCGGAACAUUUUACAAGGGAUUGUUUUACGCUUGCUUUUCCGAUGAAAGACAUGAAAAGGAAUUUGAAGAAGGGUACGUUUCCAACCAUUUGGAAAAAAUCCUCUCAAACACUAUCAAAGCGGAGUCGACGAUCGGUGAGUGAAAUUACAAUGUAUUUGCACUGUGCUUAUCACCAUUAUAUUUAUUUCCCCAUUUACCUGUGACAUGAUUUUUUUCUGACAUCGUUGUUCAAUAUUCGUGUAAUGAAUGCUCUGACUAUUUGGACUUCCCAUAUUGUCGCAUUUGUUUUCAUACUUUUCUGCUUUCUUCUCAUAGUUAUAGUAAAACGGGCAUUUGCGCUGAGUGGACGUGAAGUCAAUUCCCCAAUUCCCAGACCUUUCCACUCAAGCGUAAAAUUUAGAAAAAGUGAAGCUACAUAGAAAUCCGGCUCUCUAUUUUUUGAGAGAUUAUCUUGCUGUUACUUUGAGAUUUGACAGUACUCCAAACUUCCCUCUAAGAAAUCUUACAGGAAAUUAAGAGUUACACGCGAGUCUUUUAAAACGACCAAAAAUGGACUUAGUCUGAUUUGUACAUUCUAUAAGUUCAGUUACUGUUUGCGGGUUUUUUUUCGUUUCUAUUUUAAUUCUCUUUUCACUGUCUGCAAAUGAUGCAUGCAUUUUAAGGCGAAGAUGUGGUUAACCUUGCUUCCAUUUCUAGUUUUGAAAACAUCGACAUAAAGCUCACAUUUAAACUUGUUUUGAAGGGGAGAUAUAAAAAAUGGUCGUACCUAUUUUCAUUUUUAGCUACUAAAUGAAAUUCUGGCUGGUCAAACUACUAAUGAGGAUACAGAGGAAGAAGACAAUCCUGAGGAAGAGGUGAUCUCUUUGAAAGGAAGUUCUGCACCUGAGGAGAGUGCUGACACUAUGGGGGCUCCCAAUCUCAACCCUGAGGAGUCUCCAGAAGUCGAGGGUGUUCUGAAUACAAGUCAGGGUUCUUUGCUUGAGGUAAAUCCUGAAAAGGAGGGUUGCAUCCCUGAGACUGAGACGGGUGAGAUAAGUGUUGAUGCUGAGAUGGCUUCAGAGGUCCUAGGUACUCCUGGUGAUAAGACAGCUCUCGAGAGCCAAGGGAUUUCAGGCACUGAUGAGGUUACUGAGACCAUGCAGAUCCUGGAGGCUCAGGGAAUCGAAAAAGUGCAGGAUAUGGAUGAAGUUAUGCAGAUUGACGAAUCAUUAACGAUUCCUGAACUUGAACAGGUUUCUAUGGUAGGCGCAUAACUCUAAUUAAUGUUUAUUUGCAUCAUUGUAUUAUCAUAACAAUGGAAAACUACAUGUGCAGUUAUUUUACAACAAUACUAAAACACAAAAAUUCUAAAGUCGUGUUAUUACAGCCUGUAUUAAUGUUGAAAGUUUGUUUUUUGUAGGAUACUCCAACUGGACAUGCUGGGAAUUGCACAACAUGCAAAACCCUGAGGAGUGAGGUGACUCAGUUAAGGGGCAAAGUCACAAGACUGAGGAGUAAGUUAAUCUCCAAUCAAGAUCAGUGGGUGGACACCUUUAAGAGCAUACAAGAGCCGAAGCAGUUGCUGAUGGUGAAUGCUGGUGAGUCAACAAUAAUUGAUGUUGAUGAGUCAUAUAGGCAUAACUGCCUAUCUUUAUAUUUUUAUUACAUUUUAUCAAUAUUUGAUUAUUUAAUAAUAAUUAACAUUUUAAUGGUGAUACAAUUUUUUUCAUUCCAUUUGUUUAAGCUAUUCAAACUGAUCCAUGGCCAGUAACAAAUGAGACAGAGUUAGGACUAGAGGAUGAAUCAGAAGAUGAGCAGGAAAUGCAGGACGACGCGUAUAAGGAGUUUGAGUGUGAUGAAGACCCUACAUGGAGUCCUGAAGAAAUCGAAGAUGCAUAUAAAAAACUAAAGGAAGAUUAUGACUCAGUGAAGACUCAUCAGAACCCAAGGUACAAAGAUGCAAAAUUUAUUGCAUUUUAACAUCUUAGCUCUAAGUAUCCUCUGGGAAGUUAUUUAGGCCUAAAACUAACUUCCAUUAUGAGAGGAUCUAUUUAGAAACAAGAGUACAUGAAAUUUGUUUUUUAAUUUACUCAGAUAAGAAUUGCAAAAAAAAAAAAAAAGAGGCAUAGCCAGCCCAUAGACUGGAAGUCCCAGGCCUAAAAAUGUUUGGUUUGUCCACUCAACCACUUGUAAUAAAUUAUGCAUCGUUGGGGUGGGCUAGAUAUCUUAAGGGCUCAAAGUUGUCAUGUGUGCAACCAACAGAUUUAUUAUAAAAAAGCAUUUUUCAGGAUGUAUGUGAGAAUAAAAUCCCAACCCACAAUUAGCCAGGUUUACAACAAGUUGAAAAACUUCAACACCCUGAGAAAAACAAUAAAAAUGAUAAUCAUUUUUUUAUUGUUAUUUUAUUAUUUCAGAUGCUAUGAUUAAAUGAGUAUUUCCUUUCAAUCAUUUUUUACAGGUUGGAUCUACAAGGCAAAAACAUUCGAGAGGAACCGAAGGGAAUUGUUUUACUUUCCAAACUUCUUCUUUUGUUUCAGUUCUGCCACUUGUGCUUCUUUUCAAAACCCAAACUUUCUGUAUCACAGACAGGUACCUUGUUAACCGUAGAAAGUUUCUGCAGAAAUUGUAGCCAGACAAAAGUCUGGAAGAGUCAACCAGACCUGCUAGGAAAGUUUCCAGCAGGUAACCUGCUAUUAAGUUUUGCAGUGCUCUGUGAGCCGAGUGAAAAGAAAGAAACGAUACAUUAAAACUGUAAUUAAAUUCAGGCUGAAUUUGAUUUAAUUUUUAUUACUUGUGUACAUGAAAAUUGGCACAACAUCAUAAUUCCCAGCCACUAAACUUGAGUUUAACUGAAUGCUAGAAGAACAGCGCUUCACCCAGUGGGCAAGUUUGUCAUUCAACAAAAAGCAAGUAAGUGGCUGAGAAUUCUGAAGUUUGGCCCAUAAAAUUAAGUGCUUACGGACAAGUAUUAAAGCAACUACUGUAGGUCCUUCUUGGCCCCAAUGGCAUACAUGACACUCUUCAAGAACAAACAGUGCAUUUAUUAUUCAUUUUCUUCAUCUUCGAAUCCAUGAUAAUGGCCAUUUUGACUCCGAAAUUGUUUCCUGAUUUUAUUGUAGGCACAACAGGGCAAGGGUUAUCGCCUGGAACUACCAAUAUAACUUCACAGCAGUCUUGUAAAUUGGCGAUAGGCCACAGACCUCAGGAAUCUAGUUAGAGAAAUGAGAUCACUGUUAAUUCAAGGAGGGAUUGGAUGGAGAUAAAUAAAUACUCCUUUUAAAAAUAAGCAGUUGGGGCAAUAAAGCCAUUUAGAAAAUAAAAAAUGUGAUUCUAUGAGAUCAGUCCACGGCGAUAAGCUUAGAUGUAUCAAUUAUUCAAUGCUAUGUAAGGUUCGAUCUUUCCGAUGCAAAGUCAACAAUACCCCAACUUACUCAUUAUCACUUUUGUUGCUUUGCCCACGAACAGUUGCGUGCGACUUUCCAGCUCGCGUUUUUAGGCCCAGUGCAGCCACGUCUAAUACGUGGCGGUUUAAGCAGACGCUUUCAAACCCUGGAUGGAGGGUUAUGCAUACGGUCCGGUCUCCAAUGGCUUCUUCCAUGACCUCUUCGCAACGAUCGAUCUCUUUGCAGCAAAUGCACUCCUGCGCUUUUGUAACAAGCCUGACAGAGCAGGUCGAGCACGAACACCUGCAAAAUAAUGUGAAAAAUUCGUCAAACACAAGAAAAAUACGUCUGUAUAAAAUUAUUAAUUGUCUGACCUCUUCAAUAAAACUAUCGCAUAAAAUCAGGACUACAGCUAAUCACAUAGCAACGAAAUUGUAAACUUAAACAAAACACACAGUCGCGUUCGUCACGCGCACGAUUGAACGACGGGUAUGUUGAAAUUGGAAAAUAAAAAUAUAAAUCUACAUUCCAUGAUAAUACUAUACCAUUCAUUCGCUGGCACCUCUCCCGAAUAUCUUCGUUGGAACUGUUGUUCCUCUUCUUCUUCGCGAUGAACUCUUUCGUUGUAGUCCGCGGCUUCUUCCUCGGUAGCAAGGGGUUCGCAACUGUCGUCGUACGGCGCAAAUUCAGACAAUUCCCCAAUCACUUCGUCAACUGUAAAACUUUCUAGAUCACUUUCAGAUGUGCAGGAAGAGGAAUCCGACGGAGAUGACAUCUUAAACGUCUUGUUAAAAGGCUCUAAACUCACAAACUUUUCCCAAAUACGAAUCUUUUGGUUGACGUUUCUACGUCACAGUGCAUAAAUCACGUGGUCAAACGCACGACCUCUUUGCGGAGAUCUCGCGGGCUAUUGCUUUGCGAACUUUGUAAUGGCGGACGGUAUUUACGCACUUUUCAGUGGGAAAUUUCCAGCCCCCGUACGCAAGUAUCGUUCCAAUUUUUCGCUAUUUGUAUAAUUUUGAACAUAUACAAAAGAUUUAUGUUAAAAAAACACGGAAACAAAAACAAAAAUUUUCGUCGUAGUACUUUAAUUGUUUGUUUGUAAAUGCAAAAACAUUAACUGACUUCAGCCCGUAUUUCAAGGACGUAAUCCAAUACUACUAUUAUUAAUUCAGUCCAGUGUCUGCUUAAUAGAGGCUUUUAAAAAUAGAAAUUAGCAAAAUACACCUUAUCUUAGUGUCCACGUCCGUUUAAUAGAGGUGUCUGCUGAAUUGGGGUUCGUUAUAAAGGGAACUAUAAAGCAUUAAUUUCAGGACCCGGCUUAGUGUCCGCUUAAUAGAGGGUGUCUGCUUAACUAGGGGUCUGCUUAAUAGAGGUUUUACUGUAAUAAUAAUAAUAAUAAUAAUAAUAAUAAUAAUAAUAAUAUUUAUAAUAACAAUAAUAAUAAUAGUCUUUAUUAAUUCCUACGAUAAAAACUAUUAUCUUAUGUUACAAAACUGUCACAUGACCACUCCUGCAGUAUUGUAAAAAUAUUCUUUGUCUCCUAGCCCUAAUUUUUCAUGAAUUAGGGCUAGGAAACAAAGGAAAUGGAGAAUCAACCAAGAUUAAAUCAAAACUGACCUGAAACCAACUUUGACCUGUAACAUAUUACAAUCAGCAUUACAUAGUAACAACAUUCUUUAGGUCCCCCAGCAGUAUAUCAAAUGUUGGUCAGUCCUUUAUACUUGCUCAUACAGGUAGAUACAAUAAUAAUUCUGACCUGUUUGUUUUGGCAAUUUCCCUAACCAUGCAUGUAUACCCAAAGCUCAAGACAUCUGAGGCUGGGCAAGGGGGAUAUUUUCCAUCAUACAGAGCUAGAUCAAUAUGCAUAUGACAUGAUUUGAGUCAACUUCUUUCGCUUGCAGGAAUUUUGACUCUCAAUAAUUCUAUUUUGCAUGCUUUAUUAAAGACUAUUAUUUUAGGUUGCCAAUCAUCCAAGUUACACCUUUUGGAAAUUGAGAUAAAAAAUUAUUAUCACUUUUAAUGUGAUAUGUAAAAUCCCUUACAACAAAGCAUUAAAAUGUGUAACCAUAAUGUUUCAGUGACACAUCUACUUCCAGUUUAACAGAGCUCUCUAAAAAUGGUAACUGAGUGUUUGAUUUCCUGUCAUUCCACAAGCCUCUAGACUAGUAUAAGCAUGUUAUGCAACCCUCCAAAAAACACACACCAAAAAAAGGGGAAUGCCUUAUGAUAGAUGCACGACAAAAGAUUGGCUUCAUCAAUAACAGCUUCUUUUUCAGUGUUCUCCUUAUCAAGCGGUAACCAUUAAAAUUUACUGCCUGAAGCAACAGUUCUCACCGCCUGCAACCGCUGAAGGGUUAUUAAAAAUAAAUAUUGUAAGUUUAAAAAAUGAGCAAGUUGCGAUCCGAUCCGAUCAAAGAAAUGAAUGAAUAUGUGCAAAAGUACUAAAGUAUGCACAGCUUUUCUUUUUAUGGACCAAAAAAUAUUGAUGUCUAAAGAAAACAGCGGCAGAUUUGCGUGAAAUAGGUCUUCAAAUGAAGGAAUGACAUUUCAGAGAACUUAGCUCCUAAAUUUCUCAGCGAGGGCAGGGUCAUGUCCCUCACUUCACUACCCUCUUCCCCCACUUCCCCUAGGAAAGUGCACCUCUGGAGCAUUUUUUGCCUUACCGCCCAUAAAUGGUCCCCUACCUGCUGAGCUAAAAUUUAAGGAGAACCCUGUUUUAGCGUCAAUUCAGAAUAACUGCGACGUUAACUGAUUCCCCUCUUAGUGACAAAGACAUCAGCUUAAAAACAUCACACCUUCCCCGACCUAAUAUGACAUCAUUGUUGUAACUGUCUUCAUAACUACGAGUUAGUGUUGCUUCAUUUCUUUAACUACUUUUAAUUUUCUGUGAGACACUAAUACGUAAUUUUUUCAGAGUUCAAUAUUUAUGUUUUAAAAUUCCCAUUGCUUUAUUACAUGUAUUUGAAUCCAAAGUGCUUUCACUGGCACUACACUUGAUCUUAAGGUCACUGAUUCUUUUUGUCAUUUCCAGCAAAUGAUUAGUUUUAGUUAUAAGAUUUGCUUUCUUUUUUUAUAGUUUUCUGCCCUUUCUCCUUUCACUUUGUUUCCUUUUUACUCCUGUCUUCUCAAACAACCACACAGAAAACUUAAAUAAAAUCUGUGAUGCCAAAAUUUGCCUACAAGUUCGCAGUCAUGCAUGAACAUACAAACCUUUCUGGAGUGAAAAUGUAAAUUUGUACACAAAAUUAAAGACUCCUUAAUAAGACAACCAAAUGACAAGGAAUCUUAUUUUUAAUCUGAGCUUUGAGUCUAACUGUAAAGUGAUCAAUAAAUGCCUAGAAAAUUUUAGAAUUUCAUAGCAUGAAGCUUCGCACCUAACUGGAAUAUACAGUACCUUGAUCACCUUACUAAAUCGUUAUGUGAGGAAAAAAAUAGAAAUGUACCAUUGAUCAUUUUAAGCAUUGCACUGUACUGUAAAGUGAUCAAUCAAUGCCUAACAGAAAGGAUUCCUCAACAUCAAGCUUCGCACCUAACUGGCAUAUACCUUGAUCACUUACAUGUACAUGUAGCAGCCAAACAUUCUAUUCAAAAUUUGUGGAAAAAUGAAGAAACUUGAAAUAUUAUCGGAACUGAUUUGCAGUUGAGGUCAAAAGAUGCAGCUAACAAAACAAAAUUGUCUUUCUUCAACUAUGUCCGUGGAAACUCGUGAAGUUGCUGAUUUAUUUAUUACUUAAUUACAAACUGUUAUCUGCAAAACUGGUUUGAUGUUAAACUAGUCUGAAGUUGUUGUAAUUCACUCUAUCAGUUUUAAUGUAGCAGUUGUAACAUCAACACUGUAUACUGCCUACAAGUUCCCAGUCACGCAUAAACAUACAAAACUUUCUAGAGGAAACAUGUAAAUUUGCACACAAAUGACCCCCACAUGCAUCUGUAUAUCUUGACAAGAAAACCAAAUGACGAUGAACCUUAUUUUUAUUCAAAGCUUCAUGUCUACUGUAUAAAAGUGAUCAAUCAAUGCCUAGAAUUAGGAUUCCUCAGCAUCAAAGCUUCGCACCUAACUGGAAUAUACCUUGAUCACCUUACCAAAUCGUUAUUUGAGGAAAAAAAAAUAGAAAUGUACCAUUGAUCAUUUUUCAUAACCAUUACACCGUACUAUAAAGUGAUCAAUCAAUGCCUAACAGAAAGGAUUCCUCAGCAUAAAGCUUCGCACCUAACUGGAAUAUACCUUGAUCACUUACUAUGUACAUGUAAAUGUAGCAGCCAAACAUUCUAUUAAAAAUUUGUGGAAAAAUAAAGAAACUUGAAACAUAUUAUUGGAACUGAUUUGAAGGCUAGUUGAGGUCAAAAGAUGCAGAUGAGUGAACAAAAUUGACUUUCUUCAACUAUGUCCAUGGCAUGGAAACUGACGAAAUUUGCUGAUCUAUUUAUCACUUAAGUACAAACUGUUAUCUGCAAAACUUGUUUGAUUCCUAAAUAGUCUGGAAUUGUUGUGUAUUAAAAUUCAUUCUAUCAGUUUUAUAUAAUGUAGCACUGCACAUGACAAACCUUUCAAACGGCGAUGUCAUCCUUCGAUCCUUUACGAAACAAAUGAGACAAAACAUGGCAAUUAUCUUGAUAAGAAUCUUCUAUCCACGAUCGAUCGAUCUCUCGCUUGGAGUAAAAUCGCCGAGUUUAGCGAAAAUCAAACUGAAAUUCGCUUAAAAUAUUGAGCGUCCGUUGACCUGACCGUUGAAUUGAAUGGAAGCCCGCCUAAACAUUUCAAACAUGCGCGCGCAGUUUGGUAGUGUGCAAGGAUUUAUGGGAGUGACGUGUAUAUUUUCGUAUCCAAACCCCGCGCUAUCAUUAAGUCUUGGCGGGAAAGCAAAAUUAAUUACAAUAACCUAUAAAAUGUUCUUACCUGGUUUUCCUCGGCCUCCGCCUUUAAUAUCCUCUUAAAUUUUAAUCCUUCCUUAAAAUGGGGAAAGUAAAAACGGCAUUCUUUGUCGUCCCCAUACACUGUAACCAUAUCAUGAUUAUCUCCAUGACGGGCUCCUGUCUCCGUCUAGAAAAUCAUCUAUAUUAAAAUGGACAGAUUCAGAACAACGAUCUUCGGUCCAAUAUGCGCCAUUUAAAAAAUCGUUGUGACUUAAGACGACUUACCUGUGGGCUCUUCCUACCUUGCUUGUGUAAACUUGUUUGCCUCUAACCAUGUCUUAACUUGCUCUUUCGAACUACAAACCCUUUAUCGAAGCUCUCGAUGAUAAAGAUAAAGCGGCCCGUACUCAGUGAUUAGGAACUAAUGCUUCCGACUAGACACUGAUAAGAUUAACAUAUAUUCUUCAAAUCGGUGUUGGUUCUAAUGGUCGAGCCAUUUUGCGUUGUCAUGGGGUCUAAACAGCUCUAUUAGUAUAGGCCAGUCAGCCCUAAAUAGAGGCCAACUAGACUAAAACCUGAAAUGUCUCUAUUUUUUGAGUAGAAAUGGCUCUUGUGAAAGGGGCCGAUACGCAUCACAUGGCUGAAACAAUUUCUCCUGUGGGCCAAAACGGUUUUCGAUGGGGCUGCAAUGGUCUUUAUUGGGGUCGAUUUAGACCAAAUUGACAAAAUGGCUCCACGAAGGGUCAAAUCAGCUCCAGGGCCUAUAGAGCUGAAUCAGCACUUUGGGGCUAAAACAGAUCUUUUGGAUUUAGAGUGUAUGUAAGCAGGGGUCUUCCUGCAUUCAGCUUAUGGCUGGUAAUUUGAUAAAAUUGGUAAUGGCACAUUGUGGUUGUGGCAGUAGACACAACUGGGGUUGGGUGUCCCGUGGUUGUUUCAUCUGCUGAAUUUGGCACAUUGCUCUUUGUGUUUGUGUAUUUAUCAAAAAAGACAAAAUCAACCUAUGAAAAGAUCUAGAUCAAUUAGACUGAAUUGUACGCGCUGAAAACAGCGUGGCCAGGCGCCCAUCGCGUUGUUUUCGCAAUCCGCCGGUCCCGGGUUGGAGUCCGCCCACUCUAGCCACUUGCUGAAUGUAUUCGCGGUAUUUCCAAGUUCAGAUACCCGGUCAUGCUUGUAAAUAGCCAACUGGUUGCCUCCUGCCAGUUGGGGUUUUUAAUCCUGUUGUGUUCUAUUUCCUCAAUAAAUAAACAGUUGAACUUUCACAUGGCUGGAAUGAUCACAUUGAAAUUAACUUCUCCGCCCUAGUAGAAUACAAUAGUGUCCGGAAAUAGUUUUUCUUGUGUUGAAUAUAUUGACAUCUCUUUCGAUCCUUCACUUCUUCAAAACUUGCUUUUCUUGUUUAAACAGGUUCAGCAAGCCAAUGUUGAUGACGAAGAGAUUGCUCGUGCCAUCAACUCCAAGCUCGGAGAGACUCCAGGGAUAUCUUACUCAGAAAUAGCUUCAAAGGCAGUGGACUGUGGACGAACUCACCUGGCGAUCAAGGUUAGUUGAGAGCAUUCAAAUGUGAACAGUUUUAUUAUAGAUUACGUUCCGAGCAUAAUUUGGGGCAUAAAGAGGUGUCCUACGUUAGUAUUUCCUUGCUAAAUACACUGAGGCUUAAAAUGACGUGGGUUGGUAUAGAAUGGGAUUGUUUUACCUGCGAGAUUGCUUUUACUGUAGGUAAUCAAGAAUUUUUUUUAGCAUCCGGAGUAUGAGGACCGCGCUUUGUAAUUAGUUCGGCGGUCCGCUGUAUUAUCAGCAACACCACUAUGGUGAAAUAUUACUCAAUUGUUAAAGGACUUAUGUCGAGAAACAAAACGUACGGCUGCAAAGAAGACCAAUGGGGGAAUGGAAUAUGGAGAGAAUAAGAAGCCUCGUAGUCUUGUUGGAAUUUUAAUAUAUCGAACGUGGGCCGUUGAUCAAUAUUUAACAAUUAAUGAACGAGGCUGAGUAUCUUAUAAAGAAUUAUGGAAAUCGAGGAGGGUGUUAUCCACGGCCUCGACGGAUAACACCCUCCGAGAUCUCCAUAAUUCUUCAUAUGAUACGAAAGCCGAAUUCAAUAAUUGUUUUCUUAUUCAUUCAAAAUAAUUCCUAGUUUGAAAACAUGGCUAAAACAUGCUUACCUUCAUCGAUCCAUCGAUGUUAAGUUCAUCUUCGAUAGUGCACGUUUAGGUUUGUCCAGCUCCGCAAAUAUUCUCCAAAUAGCAGAUGUCGCCCUUCGAGUUGUCCUCUUGCUGUUCUUGCCAUGUUUUUAGAGCUUCUCGGUUAACGGUGCCUUAACCUGCUCGAACGCUGCGUUUUUGACGUCAUUUCCUCGUUAAACACAAAAUUCUUCCAAAUUUGGUUAUCAGCAACUGGUUAUGGUGAAUUAAACGUGUGCUUUUAGCCAAUCAGAAUCGGGGAAAUAUUUUGAAUGAAAAAUAAAACUUUUUAACUUUCACCAUUGUUCCCUCAAGGGGUUACCAACAUGCUCGUCUCAUAGGACGUCAACAAAACCUGGAACGGACCGGGUCAGAUCAACCCCUGUAACGCACUGAAUAACGAAAGGUAAGGGAUAGUGCCUCUGGGAAUGAUCUGAUCCGGUUCUGCGUUCCAGGUUUUGCCUACGGCCUUUCUCGUUGCUUCGCCGCUUGUGCCUCCACGAGGAGACCUGCUUACAGCCUGGCUUAAAGCCAGCCUUGACCUCUAGCUGGAGCAAUCUCACCAUAGUAAGUUCGUCGUUUGACAAUCGGUAAAAGAGCCUAUCAUAGCCAUGCCAUGAUAGCCUGUUCACAGACCCUCUAUUUUCUCUUCAAAGUUCGUCAAGCGUGGGUGAUAAAAAAUAAACCGCAGGAGAUUAUAUUUCAAUAGAACGAAAAGAAAAUAAAACAACGUCCGUGUACAGGCUAUGCCAUGAUGCAUAAUGUAUCUUUCAAGAUACUCACAUCUUCGUGGUCUGAUUUUUUACCUGUAGCUGUUGGACUAUGAGGCAAAAGCCGCUGACCAAGUUCCAUUGCUCAUGCGCAUGAAUAAAGAUGACCUAGCGCUCGAGAAGGCCAUUAUGAGUGGAGACACGGAUCUGGGUGAGUUAUAAGUGGGUACCACUGCGGAGAACUACAGCUAACUUUAAGUAUAGUGGAUGGGAACAAUUUUUGAAGCCCGUUUUUGUUUCGUCGUAGCCGCAAGAGCCGACUUAUAGAAAGAUCUAUCGUAAUGUUGAAAUUGUACCAAAGGUUUCAAAAAUUUAGAAUAAACUUAUUCUCAGCUUAAAAGUUGGCGUUACAAGCUGAGACAGAGGUUCAAACCUUAAAACAUUUUUGAGAUCGUUUUGUUGCUCAUUAUUUGGAUCUUUCCUCCCCGUUGACACAAUUUCAAGUAUAUUUUUUUCAACCAUCUUGAUCCUUACGCGCUCUCCUCCAAUGAUAACAGCUUUCUCUGGUCAGGUGAUCAAAAUUGAUGGAUCCAAACUGCCGUUUUCCAAAACCCGCCAAAUUGUUUUUCCCCUGUAUCUAGAUGACAUUUCAUUUGUGUUGUCUUUUUUUCUUUCUAGUGUAUAUGGUUGUUAUGCAUUUGAAGGAUAAUCUAACUCUUGGUGAGUUCUUGAUGGCCAUACGUUACCAUCCUGUGGCACUCAGCCUCUACAUCAAGGUUAGUCUAUGAAAAAAAGUUGUGUAAAUGAGAACGUAUUUGUUCAAGGCUUCAACCAAGAGAAAAUCCGCCAUUAUUUGCCAGGAGACAUUUUUUCCUCUAUCACUUCAUUUUUUUAAGGUCAUGAAAAUGACGUUACAAUGUUGAAAACUUAAGUGGAGGAGUAAGAGGUUUUACGGUAAAGUUUGGAGCAUUUCUAAUCUCAUUUCUUUGAAAUGUCGGAGUGGCGGCAGCGAAAAAUGGCUACGUUUCUAUCAAUUUUUUACAAUGUCCCGGAGAAUCGCACUCAAGAAACAGAGAAGAGAAGAACCUUCAGUUCUGUUUCUCUUCUCUGUACUGUCAUAAGCAAAAGUUCUCGACCAAUCGGGGCACGUAAAUCACUCGUUUAUCGUAAAUCAUUAGACUGUGUGGCAGGCGUCUUAAGAGGUAUUAGAAAAAGUGGAAAAGGGAGGGGUAAAGGGAAGAGAAAAAAGGACACCUUUUUUCAUUUCUGCUUCCUUUCCCUUCACUCCCCUCCCCCUCUUCUCUCGUUUUUGCACCUGUUACGCAAACUACCACGCAGGCUAUUGUGAAACCUAUAUAUUCACUUUCGCAUGACUGUGAUUUGUCUGCAGUACUGCAAGGAUCAGGAUCGCCGUACACUUGUGGACCUGUUCUACCAGGAUGACCAGUUUAUGAACAGUGGUAAUGCCUUUGUGCAGGACAGCUACAGCGAGAAGGUAUCAUAAGCUAAUAGCUUGAAUGCUAUCAUGCUUAGGAGGGGAUCUGGUCGAAUGUUGUUUUAUUAUUUUAUUUCUUUAAUAUUUAAUUUCAAUUCUGAGCAAAGGGGUGCGUACGCUUCACUCAGUUUCUUCAUGGCGUCAUAGAUUAUUUUUGUUUUCGUGACUUAAGGUGACUACAAAGCUCCCCUCAACCUCAUUGCCAGGACGUUUUCCGGUUAGAAAAUGGGAUAAACCCCUGUGAACGAAUGGUCGGCAGCAAUCUUGUUUAUUUUGAGCGUCAAGAAGAGCCAAGAAUACGUGUAGCAACUCUUAUUUGUAAUUUAACUCGCCAAUUCUCGUGUUUAAACUCGAAACCUUUAGCAAAAUUCUUUCUAAUCAUAACCAGUGAUAUCUACUACACAUGCGCUAAUUGUUCUUCGUUGUAAAUAGUGGCCCUCAAUACAUGCAGCGACCACGUGACCAAAGGAGACAUAAGACAACAAGUUAUCUGUUAUUUUUCACAGGGAUCGUACAGCGAACAAAGCGCGCGCGCCUGAAAAUCGCAGCUCUACAGGAAAGGCCGUCACGCGAAGGGUUAAUUGUUUAGUUGCGUAACGCCUUCCGGUCUCUCUCCCAAUCUGCUCCGCAGAGCUUUUACUAACCUUGUCUGGCGGAGCGGUUACUUUUAGUGCUAAACCAAAAGGAUCACAUCCUUGGAAAAGAGAUUGGCGCUCACAUUUUUAUUCCUUGAGAAAUAGGAGGUAAUUCUUUAUCUAUGAAGAGUUGCCGGCCAUAGAACAGAAUCAUCCUUUUGAUAUCUCUUGUCAGUACACUUGACAUAAAAUAUGAUUUUCUUCUAUGUUAUUAUUUAGACAAUAGAAUCCAAGAUGAACACAUUGUCCAAAGCACAGAUGUCUUACCAGCAAGGAGGAUUUCAGUUCUACUCAAAGGUGUGUGCUCUCCAAACUCCUUCAACGCUAGAGCCACUCAUUCCUUACUAUGUGGAGAAACAGAAGACCGACGUUAUGUCUUGUUUAGUAAUCUAGGAUACGGGAUAAACUUGCGAUAUUCGAACCAAAAGCACCCUGAAACUCUCCACUCCUCUAGCUGUGAUUGAUUAACAAAUACCUUGACUGUGCUUUGAAGUGAUAUAAAUCACGCAGGAGAAGCGCCGGCUGGGGUACGAAAGGCCGAGUGUAGGGGGAAGCACAAGACUUUGUCGAGAGUGUUUAUCCCUAGUUCUUAACUGCUUUGUAACAUAACAAAGCACAGUAAAGGUUUCUUUAUUUGUUUUAUGAUAAAGAAUCCGUUAAAUUCGCCACGCAUUACUUUCUAAUUUUCCAAACAAACUAUUGGCAAAUGGUGUUUUAUACCCUGAUAAACACGCUUUGCCAUGCAAUCAGAGUGCGCGUUAAAAGAGUCUUUUCACAUGACGUCAUGGCGGCCAUAUUGGUGUCCCAAACCAGUCCUCUGCGAGUUGAACUCUUUUCUUUAUAUGCAAACGCUAUCUUUUGUUCCAACAAAUUUGCGUAGAUUCUGGUCACGUGAGUGAAAACACUCUAUACUGAUCUGAGCUAUACUAGUAAUAGUUGACACUACAGCUGCCCCCGCUCUGUAUAUUGUUGGUCAGUAGCAUUCUUGCUCGUUGUGUAGCUCCUUGAAAUAUACCUAUUCAGAAGGAAGAUUUUCACACAUAUUCCAUGCAAUAGGUGAGAUAAAUACAGGAAACGCAAGGUUCCAUGCACAGUUUCAGGUCGAUUUACACAGCUUUGAUCAAAACAUUCUCAGUUUCGAGAAUACUUUAUUCUAAACCAUAAGAAAACAUUUAAUUAGAAGUUGAAUUUUGCGCCAUUUCUCUUUCACUUUUUACAUUCAGUUCAUUUUAUUUGCCGGAAAGGAAGCCUUAGAAAUUAAAAGGACCUUUGAUCAAUUCACACUCGCGCAUUCUAGUCUUAUUUUAAACUUUAUAGCAGAAGGACAUCUGUGAGCAUGGAAUAAGACAGCACAGAAUUUGAUUGUCGGCGAAUUUCUGUAAUCGUCCAUCGUUCUGCUAGUGAGAAGCUAGCCGUUGUUCACUCGUCUUGCUUGUUUGGGGCUGAGUCUUAUUCCGGUCAAAGAGAGAGAAAAAGAGUGUCUGGCAAGGUUUUCAGUGAAAAAUUUGUGAACUCGUGUCUGGCAAACUCUCCAAGUGUUUAUAUAUACACAGCUAUACACACCUUAUAAAUUCAUCUGCGUUUAACUUUCACUGAAACAACUGCUCCACAGAAUGUUACUGAUAACACUAACGCAAAAGAGUGUCGAAGUAUGACUGCACAAUAAAUGUCACAAAAUCUACCUAAGCGGUCCCUUGCGGGAUGUUCUGUCUUUCCGUUAUCCUAACUAUUUCGUACUUGCGGGCGCAAACAAUAGAAACGUCAUCAUUACCUACCGAUUCCUCGCGGCCCCUGUUCAAGCAAAUCGAGUUUUUUUCUAUAUUGACUGUAUGACUGUAUAUUUCAACUGUAAGUACUUUCCUUAAUAUACGCGCGAGUUACUAGAGUGCCUCCUCGGGAUUUCGCCUUCUGGGCGAAAUCCCUGCGGGGGCAAUUAUAAAUACCGUAUUAACACAACAUUUCUUGUCAGUGAUGCAUUGCAUGCACGCGCGAUUCAAUUUUCCAGGCAACAGAAGAACAAAUGAAACUCAUGGAAUAUCAAGUCAAACUAGAAGAGAAGUACAGAAAGACAUUUAUGGAUCUGUCCUUGAGUGAUACUAUCUACCAGGUGCGAUCAGUAACAUACUCAACUGUGUUAGCCUUUAUUGUGGAUUUAGGCUGGUUAACUGACCACCUACCCCUCCCCUAAGUCAACAUUAACCCCUACUUCUUAUUUGGGGACAAAUUGUAACUUAAGGGAGGAGUAGGUAGUCAUUUACUCAAAAAUCACAGUUGAUCCAAAAAUCGUCUGAACCGUAGCUUUUGUUUGAAUGAUCAAAAUUAAGAUGUCAUCAAUAUGCUUAAUAAACAGUACCGCUGGAAAUCUCUGCCAAGUACAAGCUUUCAUUGGAAUGGCCAUACCAAAAGAUUGCAUCUACAGAAUCAAAUCUUAGAACUUGGAAUUAACAGUAUAUGCAGGGAAUCCUUGUUCAGUAGCUUUCGUUCGAAUUGUUGUUCUUAAAGAUUUUAUCCAGACUUGAAGUAGUUAAAAUUACAUUGCAAAGCACAGUAAACCUUUGUGGAAAGUACUAUUAAGUAGCUUUCUUCAAUGUCAAUUAAUUCCCAUACACUAUCAUACUGUCCUGGGGUUCGUUUCUAAGGAUUACUUUAUACUUUUCAGUGCAUACUUCAAGGAGAGCUAAAAGUCGCUGAGCAACUGAAAAAGGAAUUCAAGGUUCCGGACAAAAGGUUUGUAACAUCUUUUUUUUUUUUUAAUCAGAGAUCGCGUAAACAACGAGACCUUUGACAUCCAAGGACCCUUUUUUGAAACAGCCUCUAGGUGCACCACGUUAAGCUAAGGCUUGCUUGUUCACACCGCUGAUUUGUAGCCUGUGCAUUUGAAGGGGAAGAGAAAUGUGGGAAUUAGGGCGCGUGAGGGAGGAGGAAAGAAAGGGUUUCCGUCCUUUCAUAUCCUCACGCGUCCAUUGCGUUCUCGUUCGCGUUCUCAGCCCGUUAUUGAAAUAGCCUUUAGUUACACCAUGUAGUGUUAAGUUUUGUUUAUUCACCCCCCCUGAUUUGUAGCCUGUGUCAAGCAUUUGAAAGGGAGUAAAGGGGGAGGGGAUAAGGGCGCGUCAGUAUGUUAAGGGAGCGCGAGGAGGAAGGGAAGAAAGGGUUCUCGUCCUUUCUUGCUCACACGUACAUCGCGUUCUCUUUCUCACACGGCCCGUUUUCGAAAUAGCCUAUAGUUGCACCACGUAGAGCUAAAGUUUGCUGGUUGACACCCCUGAAUUGUAGCCUGUGUAGCAGGCGUUUCAACGAGUAGUGAAAAGGGGAGUGGGGGUGGUUAAGAACGCGCGAGGAAGAACGGCAGACAGGGAUUCCUUCCCUUCGUCCUCGCGCGGCCAUCGCGUUGACGCGCACCUCAGUCAUUCCUUCUUUUCCUACCCCUUCAAACUCCUGCCUCAUAGUUCAGCUCAUUUGCUGCAAGUCAUGCAUUGUGUUGUCUUCAGGUUUUAUUGGCUGAAAGUAAGAUCCUUGGCUGAAAGUCACAACUGGCUGGAACUCGACAAGCUUUCCAAAGCUCGUAAAUCUCUGAUUGGAUACGAGGUAACUUCAUUGACAAGGUUUUCCGUAACCUGACAUCAGGCGUUAGAUUCUUUUGGGAAGAAGGACCGCCGGAUCGCAAGUUAGGUUUUCCCGAAACCGGAAACGGCUUUGUGCCAGAGUCCAACCUUUCUACAACGGCUCCCUUUAGAGAAAAGUGCCUUUUCUAGAGGAGUUGCCAUUGUGGGGAAUAAGGGGGCAUUUCGGAACACUCCGGAAUACCCCCCGGAACAUCCCCUGGAACCUGGCAAUAGGUAAAAUGAAAAACACAAAAAGAAACCCUAACCCCACUGUAUAAGAUAUUAAAUGUUCAAGAGUAAAUGUACGGACUGUCUGCCGGAGUAAAAAUGAUGGUCGUCUUGGAAAGACGUCGGUAUUUAUCAAAAAGCAUUUAUUUCUUUUUUAUUAUUAAAGACUACGUUCAUGAGUUUCCAUAACUCUGUGAAACAUUGUGAAUAAACAUUCCAGUGUGAAGACGUUGUAAAUUUUAUGUACAUUGCUUUCUUACAGCCAUUUUUUGAAGCAUGCCUGGAAUUCAACAACAGAAUAGAAGCGGAGAAAUAUGUCUCCAGAGUUCUUCCCGAAAACAAGGUGGCGUGUUAUGUGAAACUCGGGUGAGUUUAUCAGUUCAUUGAAGUUCUUACUGUGGUCAAAGUGCUGGCUAGACAAACUUACCUUGAGGUGUGGUCACUUGUGUUGCGACUAUGCCGAUCAUCCUUUCCCCCCAGAACCAAGAAGCGCGCACUGACCACAAAUUUCUGUUUAUAACCCUGGGUGAUACAAAUUCGUAAGGGAUUGGGAACAAUAACUCGAGUUCUGCACUGCUAAUUGAUGCUACCCUGAGAAAAUAGCUGACAAUUUGUGACACCAUGACUGGUUUCCUCACGGACUGGUCUGAAGAAUUUUCGCAGAUAUUCCAUACUGAUGUGACGUGUAGCUUUCUAUCAGUAAAAACAAAAUUGACUGGUUUGUUGCCUAGGACUCGUCAUUUAAUUCCUUUGAUUUUGAUUUAAAUAUUUGAUUUCGGACCCGAAAAGGGACAGGGACUUUCGAGAAACGAGCUAAUCAUAUUGCACCUAUUUAUAAGCGACAUUUUAAUUUUUGUGCCAGGAAAUACGAAGAUGCGGCGGAAACAGCUUUUGCUCAGAAAAGCGAGGAUGGCCUGGAUCUAGUCCUUGGAAAAUGUGCAACUUCAAAUCGUCCGUUGGUGAACCGCAUUCAAGAAAUGAAGGCUCAACUGCGGCAAAGACGAUAA